This is a messenger RNA of Physcomitrium patens, 1433 nucleotides long. RefSeq lists its product as uncharacterized. Gene Ontology annotation, cellular component: cytoplasm; membrane. The record is from RefSeq and is a predicted model, not a curated record. NCBI's taxonomy places the organism in Eukaryota, Viridiplantae, Streptophyta, Bryopsida, Funariales, Funariaceae.
ACCACCAGGAAGAAGUUGAUGAAGGAGCGCCAUUGUCAAUGGCAACCGAGCUCCAAAGAACCUCGAUUCUUCCUGCACAAGAUCGACGCUUCCUACUGCAUUCCAGCCCUUAGCCCAUGAUUCUCAUCGCACUGCGUUUGAAAAGGUUGGUGAGAGAUUCUCAGCAGGGAAAUCGCACAUGAGCAGAAGCAGGUUAUGGAGGCCAAUUGUUGGAUGGAGCACAUUGGAUCUUCGCACUCGGAUGGUAUGCUGAUAUGAGAUUGCGGCUUGGAGUGAGCAACAUAAUUCUCUACAGUGAAGUUGCAGAGUGUUCCUGCAAUAUGGAGCUCUGAACGGAAACUGGUUCGACUCAGAAAGCGUCGAAUGGAUCUUAGUAUGUGGCUCUAAAUAUCAGUUCGAUUUUGAAACUCAAGUUCCACGAAUUACGGGUAUACUGGUUUGGAUUAAUUCUUCAAGGUGUGUGGCAUAGACAACCAUGAGAAGGAGAAUAUCUGCAGCAAACCAGGGGGCUGCAACCCCCCCUGGAGUCGAAAUUGGCUCUGCAUCGAGAAACUGGUAUACCAAAGUUCUAAUAGAACACCCUAUCAAGACAAAGGCUAUCACCCUCGGCAUUCUCAACUGUGUUGGAGACAUUUUCACUCAGCUGUAUGUAGAAAAAUCGGGUGGUUUGGAUUAUAGACGGGUGGCGUCGAUGACCACCUUUGGGCUUUUCAUUGUGGGACCAACACUCCAUUACUGGUAUAGUUUCCUCAACAGAGUAGUGAAAGCUUCUGGCCCAAAAGGUGUGGCAAUUCGACUAGUUUUGGACCAGUUCAUCUUUGCUCCGAUUUUCAUCGCUGUAACGUUCGCCUAUUUGUUGCUGGUGGAAGGACAUGUUGACAAAAUCCAAGACAAGCUUUCGAAAGACUGGAAACCCGCACUGAUUGCAAAUUGGAAAUUAUGGCUUCCCUCGCAGUUCUGCAACUUCAUGUUUGUCCCUCCAGUUUUGCAGGUAUUAUGUAGCAAUGUCAUAGGCUUGGUAUGGAAUGUGUACGUUUCACACGCCAGCCAUAAGCCCUCAGGUCAAUCCGCUAUUUACAAACAAGUAGCACAAGAAGUGCAAAAUGCAGCGCAUGCACUUCGCAAGCCCCAGUUCCCAUUUCAGGCGGAGGCUUAACAACCACUCCUUGCUGAACAGCGUUAAUACUAAUCUCACGAUACUGAAAUAAGUGCACUGACUGGGUAAACUGACAACCGUCCUGAGAAUAGCGGUUUUCGGUGUAAAACAAUUGCUCUGAAUUAUACUACUCUCCAGGCGAAAAGAAAAUUCGGUGUUGCAUAAAGAUCAAAAUGAGAUGGAGUCGGAAAAGCACCAUCAAUAAUUUGGGACCCAGUAGCUGUACAAAACAAUGAAGACCAUUUUUGAUCUAAUUAAAAUACAAUGAGGCCCUAAA